This is a messenger RNA of Cydia strobilella, 2833 nucleotides long. RefSeq names its product spondin-1 (gene fat-spondin). The record is from RefSeq and is a predicted model, not a curated record. Gene Ontology annotation, molecular function: serine-type endopeptidase inhibitor activity. Lineage: Eukaryota; Metazoa; Arthropoda; Insecta; Lepidoptera; Tortricidae. Bases 115 to 2394 code for a protein of 759 amino acids. Gene Ontology annotation, biological process: cell adhesion. Gene Ontology annotation, cellular component: extracellular matrix. The transcript has 17 exons.
GUUUCUGGGCAGUAGACAGUCAAAUUGAUCGGCCUAUCGGCGCCCGCGCAAGUGGAGUAACCGCUCGACACUUGACCCGCGAGAUAAGCGCAUUCUGCUCGCUCCGCUCCACUGAUGCAGAUGUUAGCAGCGACUUUGUGUUUGGCGCUGGCCGUAGGGCUGGGGCGGGCCUGCGAGCUGCGGCCCUCCGGCGGCGUGGCGCAUAAGUCUCCGGGAGACAACUUCUACCGGCUCGUCGUCAACGGCGAGGUGGAGCGCUACGCCCCCGGCGAGCGCUAUGUCGUGACCCUGGUGGGAUCGCGCACCCAUGAUGUGGUUCAGCAGUUCACCAAGUUCCAACUCACGCUCGACCCGCUGGACCCUGUGGCCCCGAGGUCGCCGGCGCGCCAGGGCCAGUUCCAGCUGUUCGCGGACACGCUGUCGAAGUUUGACGAGGAGUGCGUCAACUCCGUGGUGGAGGCCGACGACCUACCCAAGACCGAGGUGCAGGUCAUGUGGAAAGCCCCGCCUUCGGGGUCUGGAUGUGUUCUCAUCAAAGCGAUGGUGUACGAGAACUCAAACCGCUGGUUCGCGGAGGACGGCCAGCUGACGAAGAGAGUUUGCGAGGACACCACCCUGACGUCUUCAGAUUGCUGCGCUUGCGAUGAAGCUAAAUACAAGAUGGUGUUCGAGGGGCUUUGGUCCGCGCAGACGCACCCUAAGGAGUUCCCGGCGCAGGCGCUGUGGCUCACGCAUUUCUCCGACGUCAUCGGCGCCACGCACCACAAGAACUUCACCUUCUGGGGCGAGGGGCAGAUCGCUUCCGAUGGCUUCAGGUCUUUAGCCGAGUGGGGCUCCGUGGGGCUGAUGGAGCGCGAGCUGCGGCAGCAGGGCAAGCAGCUGCGCUCCAUCGUGAAGGCGCAGGGGCUGUGGUACCCGAAGGUCAACUCCAACACGACCGCCAGCUUCGUGGUCGAUAGGAAGCGGAGCUACCUCUCUCUGGCUUCCAUGUUUGGUCCCUCUCCUGACUGGGUAGUGGGAGUGAGCGGUCUGAGCUUGUGCCUGAAAGACUGCACCUGGGAGGAGUCUAAAGUCGUCGACCUCUUUCCGUACGAUGCGGGAACUGAUAACGGCAUAUCAUAUAUGUCGCCGAACGCCGAGACCCGUCCCAAAGAGCGCAUGUACCGCAUCACCCCCAUGUACCCCGAGGACCCGCGCGCGCCGUUCUACAACCCGGGCGGGAGUAUCGCUCCAAUGGCGCGCCUCUACCUCACGAGGGAGAAGCUCAUACCUCGCAGCUGCGACGAGGAGGUGCUGCAGACCCUCGUGGCUGAGGAGGCGGAUGACACGCAGUCCGCUAACAAACCGGAGUGCGCGGUGUCGGAGUGGGGCCCGUGGUCUGCGUGCUCUGUGACCUGCGGCAAAGGUCUGCGUAUGCGGACCCGCACCUACCGCAUGCCACAGAAGGCACAGAUGUUCGCCUGCGAGCGCCAGCUGGUGUCUAAGGAGAUGUGUGUGGCCGCGCGUCCCGAAUGCGACGGCGACACGGAUGUCAAAACGGACGAGCUUGACCUGGUCGCUCCGGUGGAAGAACUGGGGGGCAUCUGCCAGACCUCGGAGUGGGGCGUGUGGAGCGAGUGCUCGGUCACUUGCGGAAUCGGGUUUGAGACCCGGCGGAGGCACUUCACCAAUCCAAUGGGCCUUAAGAAGUGCCCGCUUGUACAAAUCGAGGAGAACCGCAAGUGUAUGCAGCCCGAGUGCACAGAACGCGACACAGAGAUCUCGGACCCCGCGUGCCCGACGACGGAGUGGUCGGGCUGGUCGCCGUGCUCGGCGUCGUGCGGCGCCGGCGUGUCGUUCCGGACCCGUCUCUUGCUCGUGCCGGGGGAAAGGCAGAGGGAGUGCGCAGCGAGGGUGGAGCUGAUGAAACAGCGGCGCUGCCAGGAGCGGGAGUCUUGCGCUAUCGACAUGUUGACUGCUAAACGCAUCUGCAUGGAGCCGCCCGAGGCGGGCCCGUGCCGCGGCGUAUACCAGCGCUGGGCCUUCGCCGCGCAGAAGGGCAUGUGCAUACCCUUCACCUAUGGCGGCUGCCGCGGCUCCCAGAACAACUUCCUCACGCAGGAGGAGUGCACCAGCACCUGCUCUGUCAUCACUGGGGCCCUCAACCCGCAGGCCAACCAGCUCGCGAAUACCCUUAGCUCCGACCCAUCCCGCGCCACUAACACUCUUGACGGAGCCCCGACCUUACUGGGCUCGUGUGAGCUGAGCCCGUGGAGCGAGUGGAGCCGAUGCAGCGUGUCGUGCGGCGUGGGCUACCAGGAGCGCACGAGGAGCGUGCUGCGACCGGCGGCGCCAGGCGCUCCGCCGUGCAACGCUAAGCUGUCGCGCCGCCGCCGCUGCUCCCGGCCAUGCUAGGUCUUGGUGCUGGCCUCCAGGGUGAGGGUCCGAGGAAGGCACAUAAUAAUUUUAAAGAAACAUAUCUUAUGCAGUAAGGUGACUUUAACGUGAUAAAGCAAAGCUUGGUCUGACUCUUACGCUCGUGUUGACCAAACUUGCCGUCCUUUCUUCAAAAUUAUCUCUGCAAGUUGCUAUUCAAAUAUCGGAAUGAAUCACCCUGUUAGCGACACCCUAAUAACAUGAGGCGCCAAAGUAAAGUAAUUCAUUGAAAUUUAUUUUUGUACGAAUACGAAUUAAUAUCUAGUGUUUUAUAAUAAAAUUACGCUUUACCUUAUUUGUUCUUAGAAUGCAUUGACAUUGAAUAACUACCAAUAGGUACUUGUUCACAAAUCAAUAACAAAAUUUUCUACCUCUGUCAAAGCAUUUAUUUUUAAGAUUUUGCCAUGAUAACAAUACC